AUGGACGCGUAUCCCGGUUACAGAGAGCCUCCGCUCGCUCGCUCGCCGACAGAGAGGAGCAAUUGGAGUGGACGUGACGAUACCUAUAGGACUGAACAGCGUCCUGAGUCGCGCGACAAGUUCUAUCGUGGCCGUUCUCCAGGCGCAGACAGACGGCGAACACGGGAUCGAUCCCGUUCACCAGCAGCCGUCGACCGUUACGAGCCAUCAAGUCGCACAUCACGCGACGAUUAUGGCUCUAGAGGUGGUGACAGAAGGGACCGAGGAGACCGAUCAGAGCGAGAUCGCGACGAGCGUCGACGCCCGUCUCCUGGCCCGGCAAAUAUCGACCGAUAUGUUCCUGGCCAAGACUCAAGUCCUGCUAUCACACAAAAUCCAUUGGCGGAUCCAGCCUCGUUAGCAUUUCAAGUGGGAUUUUCCUACUUCGCAGAGUGGUGGCGAACAAAUGAGAAGAUUAAGGAAGAUAAAGAGCGUGCAAGGUCUGGCCGUCGCGGAGAACCACUACGACCUCGCGAUUCUCAAGAAGACCGCGACAAGGAGAAGGCACGGAUUCAGGUCGCAUAUGAUGCGUACAAGGAAGAACUUCAAGCUAAGAUGGCGCGAAACUUCGUGCAAGAACACAAGGCUGAGCAGUGGUUCCAAGAACGCUAUUUUCCAGAAACCCGAGAUGCUUUGCGGGUUCAGUUGAACGAGUUCCGUCGCGGCAAUUAUAGUCUAUGGGAGCAAGAUCUGGAAUCUGGAACUUUUGACGAAUAUUCCUUAGAGGGUAUUCCAAAAAGUGAAAGUAAUGGACUUGGAGGUGUUGUUGAGAAAGAAGAAGGUGAAGCGACAGCGACCAAUGAGGUUCUCGGUAUUGGUGACUUGGUACCAACUCGAGGUAGCGACAUCAGAGACGAAAAUGCUUUUCAACCAACCCUUCUCAUCAAGACCAUUGCGCCACAUGUUACCCGUCAGAAUUUAGAAGCAUUUUGCAAAGAGCACUUGGGCGAGGACGAAGGUGGCUUCAAGUGGCUAAGCUUGAGUGAUCCAAAUCCAAGCAAGCGCUUUCAUCGUAUUGGUUGGGUUAUGCUUCACCCCGCACCUGACUCUGUACCAAUCGUCGACCGACCAGAGAUGAAAGAUGAAGAAGGAGAUGUCAUCCCCGUUCCUGCCGUACCACUCAGUACAGCUGAAAAAGCCCUCGAAGCAAUCAACGGCAAGACUGUCAAAGACGAAGCUCGUGGAGAUUUCACCUGCCAUGUUGGUGUUCAUGUACCACCCAGCUUGCCUCGUAAAAAGGCUCUUUGGGAUUUAUUUUCCGCUCCUGAAAGGAUUGAAAAAGACCUUGAGUUGGCCCAGCGCCUUGUGAGUAAAUAUGAGGAAGACUUUGGUUCGGAUUUCAAUGCUGUAUUAAAGAUCGAGGAACGAGUAGAGGACCUGAGAAGCUCUGGUCGGCUGUUACCGCCAGUAACCGCUCCAGCUCCAGAUAAGAAGGUCAAGAAGGAACGUGAUCCCGGUGAUCUUGAUGCGGAAAUGGAAGUUGAAGAAGGCGAAGAAGAUGAAGACGAGGAUGAGGGUGCUUUUGAUGAAGAAGUUGACGACGAAGAGCUUCUUGUCAAGAAGAAGCAACUUGAUCUCAUGGUUGAAUAUCUUCGCCGAGUUUACAAUUUCUGUUUCUUCUGUGUCUUCGAGAGCGACUCAAUCCACGAACUUACCAGAAAAUGCCCUGGCGGUCAUUUGAGACGGCCUCGUAACACUUUAACAACUGCUGGAAAAGAAGCAGCGAGAGCUAGUGCUGCAGGUGAAGCUUUCCCCGGCAAAAAGGGGCGUGACCAAGAGGAUGUUGAUAUGGAAGCAACAUUUCCUGACGGCGAACGCAAAUUCUCUCGCAAUAAUCCGACCUCCAAGUCUGAGCAGCAACUUUCGCGUGCUUUUAAUUGGGUCAAGACUUUCGAGGACAAAAUUAUGCAGAUAUUGGAGCCUGAGUCGGUUGAUAUACGCAAGCUUGGUGGUAAACCAAUUGAGGAUGCGCUCAAAGAGGAUCUGAUCAAAUAUGUAAAACAGGAGGACGAGCACAAGUUCCGUUGUCGUGUGCCUGAAUGUACAAAGUUGUUCAAGGAAGAGCACUUCUGGCGAAAACACGUGGAGAAGCGUCAUCCGGAAUGGCUCGAGGGUUUGAAGAAAGACUUUGAACUUGUCAACACUUACGUUAUUGACCCGUCCCACAUAGCUCCAUCAAGAUCAGAUGCCAACAGCAACGGUCAUUUCCCGCCUGCCAAUGGACAUAUGCCUGCUGGCACCCCGCGUGGUUUCAACCUUCAGAACUUUGGGAUAGGAGGUCUUCCAUCCAUGCCCGGAUUUCCUCCAGGAAACUUUCCAAAUUUCUUGGCCAAUGGUGGCAUGCCUGGUCUUGGUUGGCCUGCUGGGGCUGGCCGUGGUGGUGGCCCAGAUCGCCGGGGUGGUCGACAAUUCCAGAACAACUCCAGAACCAACCCAUACGAUCGCUCACAGCGAGGUCAGCGGUAUGGAGAGAAUGGUGGUGGUAGACUCAGCCCUCCACCAGGAGCUCGCCGUGGAGGUUCCAUGGGAGGUAGUGGUGGCAGAUGGGGUGAUGGAGCUGCUGGCGGUGCCGCAGUAGGACCUAGAGAAGCAGUUGCGGGUAGAAGUCUCAAAUCUUAUGAAGAUCUAGACGCUGUUGCUGGUGGUGGAUCUGGCGAACUCAAUUAUUGA
Messenger RNA from Glarea lozoyensis ATCC 20868, 2709 nucleotides. RefSeq lists its product as uncharacterized. Gene Ontology annotation, biological process: primary miRNA processing; mRNA processing. The record is from RefSeq and is a predicted model, not a curated record. NCBI's taxonomy places the organism in Eukaryota, Fungi, Ascomycota, Leotiomycetes, Helotiales, Helotiaceae. Gene Ontology annotation, cellular component: nuclear body. The coding region runs from base 1 to 2709 and encodes 902 amino acids. The transcript has 3 exons.